AUGUUAGAAUGGCUGACGGGUUCCACGCGGCCAGCAGACGCGCGAUACCCUCGAGCAGGUAUACAAUCCGAAUUCGUAGGGAUUGGGAUUGAGCUUACGAGAAGUCAAGAUGAUGGACUAUCGUACAUUGAAGAACCGCCUGAAACCCCGGCGCCAUUGUUCGCGGUCCGUGCCUUUAAGACCGCCAUCUUUGGGACGCCUCACCCAGAUCAAAACGAUGUCAGACACCAUAUGCUGCUAGUGGAGCCAAAAAGGGAUGUUGCAAAGACCCAGCCCGCAGAAAAGGUGGAAGACAACCAAGCUCAUGAUGCGGUAAAUGGCUAUUUCGAUGAGCCCGUUGCGCUCCUCAAAGUUGAUCCACUAGCGUCUCCAACCAAAGGCAUCCUCCUAACUCCCGGUACCGGCGCCACUCGUCAAUUAUCCAAGCAGAAACCGAACAACCAGGCUGUUUCAGUUACGUCCACCCAGGAAGGACCUACUAGAGAAUCCGCGGCAAGUAUUGGCGCCCAUGCGGGGAAUAGGGAUCAAGUCGCUGAUCAGACUGUGGAUCUGAGUCAACCAUGCUCAAGAUCGGGGCAGCAUUGGAAGACUGAGUAUGAGCAAUACCACAAGAGGUCGAAUCGCGAAAUGAAGAAGAUCAUCAUCUACUGGCCUUGGCGAGAAGCUGAAGAAGGAGCUGGCCAAGGUUGCUGCAAUGGAAAAAAAGUAUCGAAGCUAGCCGCGCAGCUAAACAACUUUCACGCGCAAGGUCCAGAAGGGGAGAGCGAGCAGACUAGGCUUGUCAGUGAGCUGGCACAACAGACAGCCUUGGCCAUACGAUACAAGCAAAAAGCCGACCAGUACAGAAGAGCGAUGCAGAAGGAGAAUCGUGCUGAUGGCUCAGUUGGCGAACGACAUGAUAUCCAGGCAAUGGAAGAGACUGAUGAAUGGUCAACCAAGGAGGCAAAUUCUCCAGAAAUUGUUGCUCGGUCCGCAGAAAAAGAUAUGUUACACGCCCAACUGGAGAGCUUGCGUAUGAGUGCGAAAAAAGCAGAAGAUCAAGCCGCAAAGCUCGAAGCUGAGAACGGUGCACUCAAGCGAAGCCUAGCGAGAGUCAAAGGGGAGAUGAUGAGCUAUGAAUCACGGCGGCAAGCAAGAGAAGAGAGGCUCAAGAGAAGGGAAGCAAAGUGCAAGGCCGAUCAGAAGGUAUGCGAAGCUCAACUUGCGAAGCUUACCGUCGAGCAUCAAAAUCUCCUGCUUGCCUCUGGUCAGCCAUCAAAAGCCGAAGGUCUAGCUCAACCACAACCAUCGGCGUGCUCGGACGAUCUAAGAGGACUUGAUGGGAACCCAAAAUCAUCAGAAGGGGCGCUCGCAACUGGCGAUGAAAUGGAUCAUGGGCCUGUUGAGCAGAAUCGCGUCUCCAAGGUAUACCUUUCGCCUCGCAAGAGCAGAUUGCAAAAGUCUGUGGUCGAUAUAUGGACAUUGAGCAGUCCCAGAGAUGCCGUUGACGGUGGAUCACUCUCGAAAUUACCCCCGGAGCUUCCUCCUUCCAGUGUCAGACACGACAUACAACGGACGCUAAAGGAGAUUGAUCAGAACCUUAUCCCUGAACAGCAUCCGGGGACCAAGUCGUUUCCUAAGAUCCAUCUCUCGCAGGCAAAUGAUGCCCACAAACCACCUACACAAACCACGCCUCAGCCUCAAUCAGGCGUGUCAUCACCAAUCCACCGCACGCAUAAUCGGAGACCCACCAUCAGCUCGCCACGACCGGCCACGCUUGAUCUCACCUCAAGUCCUGCUGAACUCGAGCCGUCAAAGGCGAUCCUUAGGCCCAGUGUCAAACCCUCGACGGCGACCCUGGGUCGAUCGUCGAGCUUCACGUCAAGGGUAGGCAGUCGGACCAGCACCAUGACCUCGGCCAGAGGUUCGGCGUUGUCGGCUGAGAGGGCAGCGGCUGCAAAGGCGAGGUUGGCGGCGAGGAGUGCCGAGAAACGGAAGGGGCGGGAAAGGGAAGGGUAG
This is a messenger RNA of Letharia columbiana, 1998 nucleotides long. RefSeq lists its product as uncharacterized. Bases 1 to 1998 code for a protein of 665 amino acids. The record is from RefSeq and is a predicted model, not a curated record. NCBI's taxonomy places the organism in Eukaryota, Fungi, Ascomycota, Lecanoromycetes, Lecanorales, Parmeliaceae. The transcript has 3 exons.